AUGGCUCACCCAUCCCACCCACACUCCCUUCACCGAGAGCCAACCAGCUCCCCACAGGGAUCAACGCAUUCCACCGAGACAAGCUCGAUGCACGAAGCCGAUUCCCUCCCCCUCUUAAUUCAACACCGAACCGGUACCCUCCACUCUCCCACUACCGGCCACGCUUUCAUCCACGUCCACCCAUCGCCUCCCGUCAGCCUCGCAUUGCUUACCAAAAACGCGAUCCAAGCGCUCAGAGAGACGCACAACUCUAACAACAGCCAAGUCAUACCCGGGACCGCCAUUGUCGAAUGCCUGACCGUGCAUUGGGGGGUUCCAGCCCAGAGACCCGGUGCGCUGGCUUUCCCAGCUACCACUCAGCUUUCCGAAGAGAAUGUGGAGAUGGUCUUGAGUUACAUGCGUCGUGGUAGAGGCUAUGACUUUGUGGAAAUCCGGUUCAAAGAGCCGGCCGCGGACCCACCGUUGGGAUCUCUUCCAAUCCGCUCUUCUCGGGAGGUCCCACCCGGUCGAUCGAUGAACAAAAAGGAGCAUCAACCCGAUCAGCCGAAGGGUGCUGGAGGAGGAGGGUUUGAAGUACCGCCCGAGCUGGACUAUCGUUCGUAG
Molecule: messenger RNA, 603 nt
Organism: Letharia columbiana
Lineage: Eukaryota; Fungi; Ascomycota; Lecanoromycetes; Lecanorales; Parmeliaceae
Exons: 1
Coding region: 1-603 (200 amino acids)
Source: RefSeq, a predicted model, not a curated record